UUUGCCUUCUACUUUUUGUUGGGACCUGGGAGAGAACGUUAUCUUGCAGAGGUAGUAACGAGGUGUGGGGGGGGGAAAGAAGAAAGAUAAACAAGUCACAAACCAUGGAAAUGUACGAGAUAGCUGUUUAGUCGUCUACAAUGCAAGCGGACGUGCUUUCACCGUGAAUUCAUACGAGGAGGAUUUUGUGUGGUAGCGUAACCCUCCCUCUCCUCCAUCAUGCUGAGUUUCCUGCGCAGGACGCUGGGGCGACGCUCCAUCCGAAAACAUGCAGAGAAAACUCGGUUACGGGAGGCCCAGCGUGCCACGACGCACAUCCCUGCUGCUGGGAAUGCAAAUUCUAUCAUCACCUGCCGUGUAUCCUUACUGGACGGGACAGACGUCAGCGUUGACCUGCCGAAAAAAGCCAAAGGUGAGGAGCUAUUUGACCAGAUCAUGUACCAUCUGGACAUCAUAGAGAAAGACUACUUCGGACUGCGCUUUAUGGACUCUGCACAAGUGCCGCACUGGCUUGAUGUCACAAAAAGUAUCAAAAAGCAAGUGAAAAUUGGCCCACCAUACUGUCUUCACUUGAGAGUUAAGUUUUACUCCUCGGAACCGAACAACCUGCAUGAGGAGCUUACCAGAUACCUAUUUGUGUUACAGUUAAAGCAAGACAUCCUCAGUGGCAAGCUAGAAUGUCCAUUUGACACAGCGGUGGAGUUGGCUGCCUUUUCGAUACAGGCUGAACUAGGUGAUUGUGACCCAUUAGAGCAUAAUCUGGAACUGGUAUCAGAAUUUCGCUUUGCCCCCAACCAGACCGAGGACAUGGAGCUAGCAAUAUACAACACAUGGAAGGAAUGCAGAGGUCAGAUGCCAUCCCAAGCUGAAAUUAAUUACCUGAAUAAAGCCAAGUGGCUAGAAAUGUAUGGGGUGGACAUGCAUAUGGUCAAGGCAAGAGAUGGUAAUGAGUACAGUCUGGGUUUGACACCCACUGGAGUUUUAGUGUUUGAAGGAGAAACCAAGAUAGGGCUCUUCUUCUGGCCCAAGAUCACUUGCCUGGAUUUCAAGAAGAGCAAACUGACGCUUGUGGUAGUGGAGGAUGAUGACCAGGGCAAAGAACAGGAGCACACUUUUGUCUUCAGGAUGGACCACCCCAAGGCCUGUAAGCACCUCUGGAAGUGUGCUGUGGAACACCAUGCUUUCUUUAGGCUGAGAGGGCCGGUACAUAAGAACUCUGCACGCUCUGGAUUCAUACGUAUGGGAUCACGCUUCAGAUACAGUGGAAAGACAGAGUAUCAGACAACCAAGGCAAAUAAGGCAAGGCGGUCAUCUUCCUUUGAGAGAAGGCCCAGUCGACGUUACUCCAGAAGAACAAUGCUGAACCGAGGAACAUACCAUCCCCAGGAUGUUCUUUCCUCAGGCAAUGGAGUCAGCUCUAGCAAAGGCAACAAGGCUUCUCCCAGUAGAGGUGCCUGGUCGGCUGUGCCAGUGGUCAGCCCAGUAGCUGCUUCUGCCUGUGCACCGAUGGAAAUCGAGGCUCUACCCAGGAGUCCUGGAGGAGAAAAGAGGAGUCUGCCCAUGGUUGCUGACCUGAUGGAGACGUGCAUUGAUGAUGUCCUCAGGGCUCCUGGCGUUCCCUCAGUGGCAGCUACAGACGAGGCUGGACCAAGCAACGCCUUUGCUACCCCCAGUGUCACCGGGGAAGAUGUUCUCGGCCUCGCUGAAGCAGCAGCUCGUCUGAAGCAGCUGGAGUUGGAGAGCAAUCCGCUUCUUGGUACUCCAAAAAAUAACAUCAAUGUCAAUAUGGUAAUGAAUAAUCAGGAAGAUGUUGUGAAGCUCACGGAGAAGUGUGGUCUGAGCAGUACAGGCAGUAGUCCAGUUGUCACUCCACUGUGCACCCCAGAGGAUCUGAAGAGUAACAUCCUGAAAGCACAAGCCGAGGCUGCUGCCCUCAAGGGAUCUUUGGAGGAACACGUCGUAAUUGUUGGAGAUAAGAACUGUAACUUGCAGGAGGCCUCUGCCAGGUUAAAGGUGCGUACCGGGCGAACGGGCAGUAACUCGUCUCUGUCCGUUAGUGGUCGCUCUGACAUCCAAGACUCCCGGGACCUGUUCAAGCCAGCCUCACUGGUCUCAUCAGCAGGGGCUAGUGUCGAGAGGCUAGCUGAAGAUGGACACCCCUCUGUUCCCAAGAUGCCCUCUGAGUCUGCCAACGAAAGCAUGGCACCAAAGGUUAAAGCAGAGGAAGUUGACGUGCAAAACACCGCCCCACUGUCUGACAACCUGAUUGAUUUCACCGAUCCAACUCCUAUGCUACCACCAGUGCCCAAACCUCUUAUCACACCUCGCUGGAUCAUUCCUACAACUGCUCCUCCUGGCGUCUUUACUAACGGCGUACUCGACUUUGACCCCCCCGCUAAGGUCCACCCUCUUCUCCCUGCAGAUGGGGGAGCAGCUCUCACCCCAGUUCUCCCCCACCUCGCUCACACACGUAACACGAUCUCUGCCAGCACUGUGGGUCAGCAGCCAGCCUCGGACGAUGGGGCCAAACCCAGAGGUCUCCUGACCACUGAGCUCUGAUGGAGAAAUGAGGAGGAGCCAUCACAACAUUCAAAUCCCUGAUCGCUUCCCCACCUCACCCCCUCACCCAUCCACACACAAGCAAGCUGGGCCAGGUGUGCUGAACACUGAGGGCUAAGCGGAAAGUGGAACCAGGGAAGAGGCAGCUUACAAACACCACAAACUUAAUUUCACCAACACUGACACUGAGUGAACAAACUAAACUAAGUACACUGGAAAAUAUUAGAAACAUGAUUACAGUUUUUCACGAUAACAUGACACAAAGCCUAGUUUUUGUAGAACAGUUAAAACAAACCUUUAGCUCCAGUAUUGCCAUCUUAAGAACACCUAACUUGUGAACCUCCGGUGUGAGUUCACGAUCAGUGACCUGCAAUUUACUUAAUCCAUCCAGUCGACCACACCUCAGUCUCUCAUAACACCUAGCACCAUCUCCUUGUAGAUGACAAGUGAUGAAAAGUCUUGUUAUUCAACUUGUUUGCUACAAAGGGCAAAUUGGGACUGACACAAGAGAAUGGCAUGACACUGUAAGGUACGUUGCGUAAAAGCAUAAGGCUUACGACUCCAGGAGUAGGUUGUCUCUUUUAGUGCUGCUUUCCUCCCCCAUUUUUGAAUCUUGCUGUUUUAUCACUGGUUAUUCACACCACUGGAUCUUUGCUACUCUGAGCUUUUGUGUACACGCACAGAUCACACAGCAUGUAGAGCUGCUGAGGUACACUGGAUGAAGGACUAAAAAGAAAAACCUAUAAAAAAGAAAGAUGUUGAUUCUAAGAGAUAAAAUGCCCUGGACUCUUAACAUGAUGAAACGUGAAUAUGAUACUGUACUGUCCUUGUAGCACACUACAAUUUUUUUUUUUUUUUUUUUUUAAACCUAGCCGCUACGACAUGUCAAAGGUGUCUGUUGGCAGCCACUGGAUAUGUAAACUUUACUGGAUUAGUUUUUAUAAACGCUGGACCUUAAAAUCUUUAAUUUUAAAUCUUCGCCUACGUCAAUCUUUAAUUUUAAAUCUUCGCCUACGUCAAUCUUUAAUUUUUGUUGUUGUUGCAAUGGAUGACAAUAGAGGUGACUACACUGGUUUUUCAACCGAUGUUUUUAUUAUCCUGCUCUUACUUUUUUGAUGUUUUAAUAUUUUGAGAGAAAGAUGACUACACAAUGAUGAAGUUGAAGUUUUACCAUUUUGUCUAAAAUGUGUCCCUCUAUGUUUUUAUUUGAAAGCACUGCCUCUACCUGUGACAGUUUCUCAUUCACACUACUUUAAACUUCUACAGUAUAUUGGCUAGGUAAAUGCAAAAGGCGGCUCAAUUGCUGUUAAAACCUUUUAAGUUAACUAUGACCCCUGAAGGUGGACACCGUUUCCAGGGAUACAGGAUACUUAAAUACCAACAGGAUCAUUUUUUUAUUAAAAUGUUUUUGUUAUUAACAACCUGCACACAGUGCCGUUACAGGAAAAAGUCACUAAACACAUACCAACACAUUUGUAAAAAUUUAAAACAUCAAUUAACAUUAUUGUUACUAUUCUUAAAUUCACUACCUUGCAGGCCUACACAUUGUCAUUAUUGCUUUUAGUAUUUUAUUUUAUUUUUAAUUUGUUCAUGCUUCACUUGUUUAUGUUGCUGGAGAGAAUGCCGUAACAGACACAGGUUUAGGACCAGUUUAUUUUCUUUACCUUUGUUUCAUCUGUGCAGCCUUGGGCUGAAAAUCUCAUUGUUGAUCUGUCUUUUUUUUCUUCUUCUUCUUUUUUACAUACAUACAUACAUACAUACAUACAUACAUACAUACAUACAUACAUACAUACAUACAUACAUAUAGCUUCAGUAUUUUCAAUACUAUCAUAUGUAUAAUUUACAGAGAUUGUAUCGUUUUGAACACGUAUCAAAGUAUCAACACUUUUGACAACCUUUUUAUUACCUAACUGGAUAUCUGAAUUCAUUUUAGACAGUAGACUGACCUUGUUAUACAGUAGAACAGGGCUCCUGGUAUUAACAUGCUGCAGCUACUACCCUGCCUUAUAGAAAUGAAUGUAUUCAAAUAGUCUCAUCUGAGAAAGCUGGAGAUGCCACAGAAUAAAAAGGUGUACAAGUUGUUACAUUCUCAAUGGCUGUUAUAGUUUGUAACCAGAGGAAAACCUGUGAAAUAUCUUAAAAUCAGAUUUUGUACAUGUGAAAUUGAGGCCUAAUUCUACAUUUUUUUUUCCCAUCUCAUUACCCCAUCCAAUGUAAGUCUGGACCCUCAUUCAAGUUAUGUCUGUAGAUUUUUCAUUAUGAUGGUGAUUUCAUUCUUGAACAAGGGAAGCUGACUGUUUUACAAUGUCUUCUUAGCAGUGACAGUUAUUUAUGCUACUACUCAGUGUAAUUGUUCAAAAUAUUACAUGUUGUCCAAAAGUGUUGUAGCAUACAGUUAUGAUGUAUUGUCAGUGUAAUGGCAUCAGCUGGCUGUAGAUAUGAAGUAGAUUUAUAUAUAUUUUUUGAAAAUUAUGUUGGCAGUAUUGUUACUACACACUGAGAAGAUUUCUGCAUUGAGGUGUUUUCUAAUUACAAAAGAAGUAGGAAACUGACUGGAAAAAAACAGAUUGUGACCUCUCAAAUGCAAUUUUAUAUAAACUUAUUUUUUUCUGGAAUACCUGAUCAUGAUUCAGUAAAGCUUUGCUACAGUAGGA
Messenger RNA from Perca fluviatilis (European perch), 5213 nucleotides. RefSeq names its product erythrocyte membrane protein band 4.1 like 5 (gene epb41l5). The coding region runs from base 220 to 2559 and encodes 779 amino acids. Gene Ontology annotation, molecular function: cytoskeletal protein binding. The record is from RefSeq and is a predicted model, not a curated record. Gene Ontology annotation, cellular component: cytoskeleton. Lineage: Eukaryota; Metazoa; Chordata; Actinopteri; Perciformes; Percidae. The transcript is spliced from 26 exons.